Molecule: messenger RNA, 1097 nt
Organism: Rhizophagus irregularis DAOM 181602=DAOM 197198
Lineage: Eukaryota; Fungi; Glomeromycota; Glomeromycetes; Glomerales; Glomeraceae
Source: RefSeq, a predicted model, not a curated record
GGAUUUUCUCGCUAUCCCCGUAAUAUGGGCUAGUAUCAAAUGCAUUAAUACCUUAUUAUCAUUUGAACAUCGAAAUAAAUAAAUUGUCCUUUUCAAUAUGAUUAUACCGACCACUAAAGACUCCUGCCCCGAAUGUUAUUUCUGGAACCUGAAAUUUAUUAGAUUCUUUAUUUUCCAUAAUAAAUGUAUUUAGUUUCAAGUUUCGUGAAAAACAUUAAUAAAAAUUACUUUAUGAUGAUGUGUUAUUAAUAAUUCAAAAUUUGAUCACAGAUGGUUUUUUAAAAAAAAAAAUUUUUAAAUAAGAUCAUCGUGCAGUUAUUACGAUUUGUAAUUCCCGCAGUUUUACAUUCUGCAAUUUCCUCAAAGUAAAAUAGUCGAACAAUGGGCGACGAUCCUUGGGAUGAUUGGGAAGCUGCUGCUGAUGCUGGCUUAGAUCCAAAACCUAGUAAAGCUGCUGAUGAACAUGAAAAAAACAAGCAAUUAUGGCAAGAAGCAAACGCGUACGUACAGCCGGAGAUAGUUCGUACAGACACAACACGUACAGAAUACGUACCACAACUUCGUAUUUUAAAGCGUCCAAAAAAUCCGGGACCAACAACUACAACUCAUACUGGUGACAAUUUCUCCAUAAGUUCACUGAAAAAAUCUUUAGCAGAACGUGAAGCAAAAUAUAAUGUAGCAAGACAAAAAAUAUUCGGUACUAAUACUAAUUCUGACGAUAAUAACAACGGAGAAAGCGUAAUCACUGGGAGUGAGGGUCAGAUUCUUGAUGACAAAAAGGACAUUUUGCAGAUAAAAGAUGGUAGUAAACUAUGGGAAGAAAACAUUCAUUAUCAUAAACCAAAAUCUAUAGGCGAAAAAAGAAUUGUUUCUCCAGCAAAUUCACAGACGGAAGGAUCAGACAUUAUACGGCAACCGAUAUCUCCUAAUUAUGGACAAAUGGGUGGAUUUAAUAGAAUGAAAAUUAUCAAGAAUCAAAAAUCUUGAUGUAAAAUAAGCAUCAAAAAACUUAUGAUAAAAGACAGCUAAGUGAUUAUAAAAAAAUUAGAAAUAUUCAGUAAUAUUAUUAUUUAAUGCUUUAGAAUUCUUAUUGUUCU